CUCAGAAACUUCACACUAGCAAAACCAAGAAUUACCAUGUAAUGAUCCACUUUAAUUUCAGUUGUUCCUCUGUCUGAAGGUUGGAUGUUGUCCUAACAAAAAAGGUCAUAGAGCAGGCUACCAAAGUGCUUAAUGUAUUAAAUGUCCCCAAAAAUGAAUAAAUUCUAAACACUGUGGUGUAGACAAAGUAUUAUAAAUUAGUAUUUUCUUGUAUUUGAUUCAGUACUUGUAUUUGACUCAGUUUUGUUCAGCACAGAGGAAGAAUGACAACUAUUAUCAACAGGAAGAAAAACCAAUCCAGUUUUGGUGGAAUGUGUGUUAGGUUUUAUUUCACUGGUAAUUAUUUUGUAAUCAAAAAGAAAGGGUAGCAAUUUGAUGUGAAUUUUGGGAUAUACACUGGUUUGGGUUUUAAAAUCCAUCCUCAUCUGAAAAUUUUGUAAAUUCCCCGGGGGAGGAACAUGCAAAGCUGCUACAGUAGGCUCAUGAAUCACUCCACUUUCAUCAGGGGAAAGACCUGUCAUCAACAUUCAAAGUAUACUCUUCUCUAAUUGGUUUUGCUAUAGCAUUGCUCUGUUCAAGCAGAUUGAAUCUGUGUUCCUACGCCUGAAGAGUGAAAUAAAUGCCACAAGAAACAGAACUAAUACUUGCUACAGUAGUUAUAGCUUGUAGAGGAACUAUUUUAAACUGUGAUGGAGUAAUCUGGCCUCAGUUAAUGGUCUGAGCCACAGCAGUGUAGGUUGGUGGGGGUUUUUUUUAAAUUGUGCUUUGCCCCAGACCUAUAAAUACGUGUGGAGGAAGGAGGAUUUUCCUCACAGAGAGGGUGAAAUGGAUAUGAGUAGUAGGAGAAAUUCUAUCAUAUAAAACAUGAACAAAAUUUAAAAUCUGGCUCUUAAUCACUUUGUUUAAUUGCCUCUUUGUGCCUGAAUUCCCUAUUUAAAAAGAGGAGUCAAUGAUACUUGCACUUUUUUAAUUAACUCCUUGGUCAUAUGCAGACAAAAAGCUCCAUGUGGGAGUGGAAUCACUGAAUAAGGGGAUUUUUGUGUGAGACUGGGAUGUUGACUGGUUGCAGUGACUCACUCACUAAAAUUAUUCUGGUAGAGGAUUUUUGUUUCUGUAAACUGAAUGUACAUACUUGAUAUGUACGUAGAAAAAAUUUAAAUGGACAAAGAGAACACCACUUGUACAGCACUUAAAUCUACAGUGUUCAAGUCUCAAGAUUAUACUGAGUCAGAUCUUGUUUUCUCCCUUAUAAAAACAAUAUUUCAAAUAGUAUGGUUUUUUUUCCUAGGAACAGCCCAAGGGAAGUCGCACACUUCUUUGCGAUUAAUGUGACAGAUGAAUUUGGAGUGUUCCUGUGUAGCACUUGAUUAGCUACUAUGAGCUUGCUAUAUAGUGAUAACAUUUGUGGAGCCCGAGACGUGGAAAGCGGCUGCUGCGCAGCCAUGGCCAGUGCCUGCAGCGCUGGAACCAAAGAGGACAGCGUGAGCGUCAGCAGUGGGACUGGAAACCCCUCGAGCUCUUUCACAGAGGAAACACAAGGAUACGAUGUGGAGUUUGAUCCACCCUUGGAAAGUAAAUAUGAGUGUCCAAUCUGUUUGAUGGCUCUUCGGGAAGCAGUGCAGACACCAUGUGGACACCGUUUCUGUAAAGGCUGCAUUGUCAAAUCAAUAAGAGAUGCAGGUCACAAAUGUCCAGUAGAUAACGAAAUUCUGCUCGAAAAUCAACUUUUCCCCGACAACUUCGCUAAACGAGAAAUCCUUUCAUUAAUGGUUAAGUGUCCCAACAAGGGCUGCAGUAUGAAGAUGGAGCUGAGGCAUUUAGAGGACCACCAGUUGCAGUGUGAUUUUUCCACUGUGGACUGCCCGCAAUGCCAAGGAGCCAUCCAGAAGAACCAUCUGAAAGAGCACAUGACCCAGGAGUGUCUGAGGCGUCAAGUUUGUUGUCCAAACUGUGCCACAUCUAUGGCCUAUGAAGAUAAAGAGCUUCAUGACCAAACUUGCCCGCUCGCCAAUGUAUUUUGUGAAUAUUGCAACACAGUGCUCAUCAGAGAGCAGAUGCCUAACCAUUAUGACAAUGAUUGCCCUACUGCCCCAGUGCCAUGUUUUUACAGUGCCUUUGGGUGUCCUGAAAAGAUGCAGAGGAAUGAACUGGCACGACAUAUGCAGGAAUUCACUCAGGUUCACAUGAGAAUGAUGGCUCAGAGUUUUCAAAAUAUCAGUGUUACUGCUACCAAUCCUGUACCCUUCAUCAAUGGCCUACCCUUUGAGCCUGCCCUCUUCUCACCCGUGUCACAUGCCGCAUAUGAUUGUAAUCCAGAGGUUCAAAACUUCAAAGAAACUAUUCAGCAGUUGGAAGGUCGUCUAGUAAGACAAGAUCACCAAAUCAGAGAACUUAUUGCUAAAAUGGAGACUCAGAACAGCCACAUGGCAGAACUCAAACGUACCAUCCGAAGUCUGGAGGGCAAGAUUGUUGAAAUGGAAGCACAGCAGUGUAAUGGUAUUUAUAUCUGGAAGAUUGAGAACUUCAGUGGACUUCAGAAAGCCCAGGAGGAAGAGAGGCCUGUUGUGAUGCACAGUCCUGGCUUCUACACUGGGAAGCCUGGCUACAAGCUGUGCUUGCGCCUGCAUAUCCAGUUACCAAAUGCUCAGCGUUGUGCUAAUUUUAUCUCUCUAUUUGUCCACACUAUGCAAGGAGAAUAUGACAGCCAUCUGCCGUGGCCUUUCCAAGGCACUAUACGACUUUCUAUUUUGGAUCAAUCAGAAGGCCCCGAGAGGCAAAAUCAUGAGGAAGUAAUGGAAGCCAAGCCAGAGUUACUAGCCUUCCAGAGACCCACAAUUCACCGCAAUCCAAAAGGGUUUGGUUACGUGACUUUCAUGCACCUUCAGACCUUGAAACAAAGAACCUUCAUAAAGGAUGAUACCCUUCUGGUGCGCUGUGAAGUUCUAACACGUCUAGAUUUAAACAGUCUCCGCAGGGAGGGAUUUCAGGCUCGCAGUACUGAUGGACCUAUGUAAGUCUUAACAAGAGGAAUGGAGCAGUGCACUAGUCGUGUUCCUCCACCACAGACUACAAGCACAUCUCAUCAUCCUUAUAGGCUGUGUUUGUGACAGGUCAUAGUUGCCAACACAGUUGAUCUUCGCCUGCACAGAACUUUGUUGUUGCUGGUAUAGAUUUUUUUCUCGUACAAGGUCACGUGUUUGAACACGUGUUUGAAACCGUGUGUUUGGUAUGGUUCUCUAUUAAAGUAAUAAGCUACUCCUGUAGCAAGCUAAAUAAAUGAAGUGGUGUUGAUCAAAAUUUAACUGCCUACAGGAAAAUCCUAUCAAAGUACCUGUACAUCUCAGUUUGGUAAAACUUAAGUCAUGUCAGAAGUAAAUCUUUUCGCCUCAGCGCCUUGGAAUAGAUACUGUAGCAGGGAAGUAGGUAAAUUAAUAAAGAUGAGCAUUUGUUUAUCUGUUUGUUUUUCACAGAGCUUGGGAAGGUUGAGACAGUUCCUGUACUGAGUUAUCGAUAAUUUUGAAUUUGCUAUGCUUCUUUUGAAAUCUGAAGUCAGGUAAAGACUUUGCUCACAUGCCCUAGGGUUGAGGUAUGCAUUGACCCUUCUCUCCUGCAGAGAUAGCUUCAGGAAGUUGCACGUCGAUGUAGAGUUGAUACUAGUACUUCUGAAAAAGAUGUGGUAGCGUUGUGGAGAAGGCUAAAUGACUCAACUGAGUUCACUGAAGAAAUAUUUCUAAUGUGAUCUGAAAGUGCCCCUAAUUCUCUUUAUUUUGAUAAAUCUUUUGGUGUGUGCAUGCUCCGGGCCCAGAAUGUCAGUCACCAUCACCAGAGAGAUAAAAAUGUAGCGUUUGAACGAGAUACCUGUGUAUUGGUGGGAUCUCCUCCUAGUGCUGGACAGUUUUCAGGUUGUGAGUGGAUAUAUGAGCAAAGGUAUGUACUAGCUAGAUAGCGUGACGCAGAAUUUGUGUUACUGUUGUUGAAACCUGAAUUUGUACCAAAGCUGAACUUGUGACCUGCAUCUGUUGGAGUGAUCUCUUGGUGUUAGGGGUGACGCAUGACCUGUGUCAUCUCCUGUGAGUUGUCAGUGGACAGCUUGGCCAUGUCAGUGUCCAGCUCUCAUGGGUAUUUCUUGUCUCAUUAGACAGCAGGAGCUGGGCUACCCUCAACACUUCAGAGGGGAAGAAAAACCUAUUAAUUAGUGUGAGGAAAAAUUGCAAUCCUGUUUGCUGUUAGGAAAAAAAAAAUCUGGUUUCCAUAGUUACUCAUUUAAACACUAGAUUCACUAUGUCAAGAAUUCAUGAGCUUCCUAAUGAUGCGUGUACUAUUGUUUUCUGUUUGUAUGCCAUAUAAAUGUUAGUUUUGACCAGUCAAAGCGGAGUAGUUCACUGGUGCUACAAAUUUUGACAUAUCAUGGUGCUGAUAAGGUUUUGAGUGUUGUCUUUAAAAGGAAGAAAAAAGUUUUAUUCACUCCAUAACUUAAGUACACAGUCUGAUACUGAAGGAAGAACUAAUCCAUACAUACACACGUGUAUAUUAUUUCUCCAAGCUAGUGAAACAAUCUAAAGACUUGAGACACUGCAAUUUAAAAGGUACUGAAGAAUAUUCCAAAUCUUUGGUCUCAUCAAAGAAAUCCCAUGGAGAUCGUCAGUGGGGAAAGUGCAUAUGCUUAAUAUAUACAAGGCUAAUGAAAGACUACUAUCCUAUAUUGAUUUGGGAGGAUACUCUGCCUGCCUGCAUGAGAUUAAAAGUUCUAGGACCCAACCUACCACUUUGUUCAUCAUAUCCCGAUGAGUAAAAUUUAUUUUGCAGAUAGAGCCUGUGAGUUGAAGAGGGGUUGUGUUCAAUGGAGUAUUGUCACUACUGAAACUUGAACUUCCUGGCUAAUGGUAAAUGCAGUCAGUCGUUGACUUUAGUGUAUUAUUCUGCAUGUUUAGAGGACAGGUUUUGCCAAGAUGCUCAAAGACAAACAUUCUUUUUUUUU
Athene cunicularia (burrowing owl) is the source of this 4978-nucleotide messenger RNA. RefSeq names its product TNF receptor associated factor 6 (gene TRAF6). The transcript has 7 exons. Gene Ontology annotation, biological process: positive regulation of JNK cascade; protein K63-linked ubiquitination; regulation of canonical NF-kappaB signal transduction. Gene Ontology annotation, cellular component: plasma membrane signaling receptor complex. Gene Ontology annotation, molecular function: ubiquitin protein ligase activity; tumor necrosis factor receptor binding; zinc ion binding. Lineage: Eukaryota; Metazoa; Chordata; Aves; Strigiformes; Strigidae. The coding region runs from base 1377 to 3014 and encodes 545 amino acids. The record is from RefSeq and is a predicted model, not a curated record.